GUCGACGACGCGCGACCGAGCGACCGCGCGACCGCGCGACCGGACGGUCGGACGGUCGGACGGUCGGACCGCGGCGUCGCGGCGUCGCGGCGUCGCGCGCGCGGCGGAUGUCGUCGAACGACGACGGCGCGCGCGACGCGCGCGGCGACGAUGGGAACGCGGCGCGCGACGCGGACGACGCGGGCGGUGACGCGAGCGACGACGGCGGGGAGAGCGCGGCGCCGAUCGACGAUGGAUCGUUCACGCUCAAGUUUUUGAUCUCGCCGAGCGCGGCGGGGAGCGUGAUCGGGAAGGGAGGGGCGACGAUCAACGAGUUUCAGGCGCUCACGGGGGCGCGCAUUCAGUUGUCGAGGAAUCGCGAGGUGUUUCCGGGGACGAAUGAUCGCGUGGUGAUCGUGAGCGGGGAUCUGAGCGCGAUAUUGCAGGUGUUGCACUUGAUCAUCACGAAGCUGGUGGCGGACGGCGAGGGCAUCGAUCGCAUGGGACAGCCUCAGGUGGCGCUGGUGGUGCCCAACAGCUCGUGCGGGUGCAUCAUCGGGAAGGGCGGAUCGAAGAUACGAAGCUUUGUGGAGGAUUCGCAGGCGGACAUUAAGCUGAGUAAUCAAGAUCGGAUGCUUCCCGGGUGUAAUGAUCGCACGCUGACGAUCACUGGAACGAUUGAUUGCGUUUUACGAGCGGUGGCUCUCGUGGCGACGACGCUGUGCGAAGAUCCCGCGUACGCCACCCUCGUGCAUCGACAGAGUACGUACAGCGUGCAAUCGCCGCUUUCGUUGCAAGGUGGUGGAGGCGGACGGAGAAGCGGCGAAUUUAAUCGCGCCACGCCACGACGUUAUGGCGCCGGUCAGGGCGGUGGGAGGGAUGACGAGACUUCCAUCCUCGUCACCAUCCCCGACUCGCUCAUCGGCGCCGUGCUCGGUCGCGGCGGCCGCACCAUUGCCGAGGUUCAAGUCGCGAGCGGGUGCCGCAUCAAAGUCAGUGACCGCGACGACUUCUUCGAAGGCACGCGCAAUCGAAAAGUCGUCAUCUCGGGUAGCGCAGAAGGCGUACAGAUGGCCAACUAUCUGCUCACCCAAAAGCUGAGCGCCAUAACCGCUCAAAUGUCCUUCUCGGGCGAAAAUCCAAUCCUGUGA
Ostreococcus lucimarinus CCE9901 is the source of this 1130-nucleotide messenger RNA. RefSeq lists its product with no specific name. Gene Ontology annotation, cellular component: nucleus; cytoplasm. Gene Ontology annotation, biological process: regulation of gene expression. The coding region runs from base 108 to 1130 and encodes 340 amino acids. The record is from RefSeq and is a predicted model, not a curated record. Gene Ontology annotation, molecular function: mRNA binding. The transcript has a single exon. NCBI's taxonomy places the organism in Eukaryota, Viridiplantae, Chlorophyta, Mamiellophyceae, Mamiellales, Bathycoccaceae.